Fusarium vanettenii 77-13-4 is the source of this 2031-nucleotide messenger RNA. RefSeq lists its product as uncharacterized. Gene Ontology annotation, biological process: mRNA splicing, via spliceosome. NCBI's taxonomy places the organism in Eukaryota, Fungi, Ascomycota, Sordariomycetes, Hypocreales, Nectriaceae. The record is from RefSeq and is a predicted model, not a curated record. Gene Ontology annotation, molecular function: protein-malonyllysine demalonylase activity; NAD+ binding; protein-succinyllysine desuccinylase activity. The coding region runs from base 1 to 2031 and encodes 676 amino acids. The transcript has 5 exons.
AUGCCCCCCAGCACUGACGUAGACGCCUUCCACGAGGUCCUCCGCUCCAGCAAGCGCAUCCUCGCCCUCUGCGGCGCCGGACUCUCAGCUUCGUCUGGUCUUCCCACCUUUCGCGGUGCCGGCGGUCUCUGGCGAAAUUACGAUGCCACGACGCUUGCCACGCCGACCGCCUUUGGUCAAGAUCCUGGUCUUGUCUGGAUGUUUUACGGAUAUCGGCGUCACAUGGCUUUGAAUGUUAAGCCGAAUCCUGCUCACUACGCCUUGGCUGCGCUGGCAGAGAAGAACAAGGACUUUUUGUGCCUGACGCAGAAUGUUGAUAACCUCUCUCCAAGGGCAAACCACCCUCAGGAGCAGCUUCGCACACUUCACGGUUCCCUCUUCGACAUCAAGUGCUCCAAUGGUCGGUGUGAUUGGAUCCAGCACGGCAACUACGACGAUCCCUUCUUCCCAGCCCUCGCCCCGGCCUCAGAGGAUCCAGAGGACGGAAAGCCUUUUCCCCUCCUGGACCCUUUCCAUCCUCUGGAGCCAAUACCAAAGGAUCAGAUCCCCAAGUGUCCCAAGUGUGGGAAGGGAUUCCAGAGGCCUGGUGUGGUGUGGUUUAAUGAGGGUCUGGAUAUGGACUUGCUGGAGGGCAUUGACAACUGGCUAGACCAGGGCAAAGUUGACCUGAUGCUCGUCAUCGGUACCUCAGCCAAGGUAUGGCCAGCAGCAGGCUACAUCGACCAGGCUCGAGACAAAGGCGCACGAGUGGCCGUCAUCAACAUGGAGGCCGCAAAAGACAGAGGCAAAGAUUCCAACUCCAAAGACUUUUUCUUUGGCCAGGACGCGGCCGAGUGCUUGCCCCUGCUGCUUGAACCUAUAAUCGGGAAGCUCGAGAUGGAAAUAGCAGUAAUGGCGGAUAUCCAUUUAAGUGUAGCCGUAGUUUCGCCAUUGUCAGCUCCAGGCCCACACCGAGGGCUGUCGGCAUAUCAAGCCAAACCUUCCAUCUGGACUCUUCCAUCUACACACGCCAACCAACCACCAACCGUCAUCAUGCAGGGCUUCAACAUGGGCCGUUACGUCCCUCCAGACGUCGAGGGAACAACCAGCGGAAACCGUCUCCACGGGAAGCGCCCGCCCAGCUACCGCGCCGGCGGACAAACCGUGCGCUUCGAGAUGCCCUUCCCGAUCUGGUGCACAUCCUGCCCCAAGCCCACAAUCAUCGGCCAGGGCGUCCGCUUCAACGCUGCAAAGUCCAGAGCUGGCAGCUACUUUUCAACACCGAUAUGGAGCUUUCGUUUUCGUCAUGCAGACUGCGGCGGUGAGAUUGAAAUCAGGACAGAUCCUAAGAACACGGCUUAUGUUGUUGUUGAGGGCGGGAAGAAGAGGGAUACGGGUGAGGAUGCCCCGCGUGAGGGGGAUGCUGUCAUCUUGACAGAUCAGGAGAGAGAAGCUCUAAGAAAAAAUGCCUUUGCCAGUUUGGAAAGAACUAUCGAGGAUAGGGAACAGUUGAAGCUGGCUACGGAACGGAUCGACGAUCUCGCUGAGGCAUCAUCAAAGCACUGGAAAGACCCAUACACGCAGAACCAAAAGCUAAGAAAAGCUUUUCGUCAAGAACGCAAGGAGCGUGAGCGCACUGCGGCAGCAACGGAAAACUUGCAGGACCGGAUGAGCCUUGGGAUUGACAUUGUACCUGCUACAGAGGAGGACGCUCGGCGCGCAGCCCUGGUUGAUUUUGGGCCAGCGGACGAGAAUGGACGAGACCGUGUCCUCUCCAAGCCCCUAUUUAAGAGUGAUGAAAAGCCAGCAAAGAGCAGUGGCAAGCUCAAGACAGAAAAGGAGGCGUCGAAGCGCAAAGAGACGCUGGUAUCGGAGCUUAUAGGGAACACCAGAGCAUCUACAGACCCCUUCCUACUCAACAAUCGAAGUGAGCCAAAAGGAACUUCAAGACUCCCAGGACUCAAAAGGAAAAGACCUCAAGAGCCAGAAGCGCCAUCCAAAGCACAGGCACAAGAAGCGAUAACAGGACUGGUGGAUUAUGAUUCAGAUUAA